CAAUACCGUCUUGAGAAUGGAGGUGCAACCCACCAGCAUCAUCCCAUUGACCGGCCACGACCUUUGAGCUUCGGCAUCGUCUCUUCACUCUUCACUUCGACGGCACUUCAACAAAGGAGUCAUUUCUGUCUUCGCUUCGGAGAAACGAACCUCGGCCCCUCUGAAGGCCGUCGCGAUGCGCUUCAACGCUCCGUUCUGGUAUGCUUGCCAGCUCGUCGCUCUACUGCUUGUGGCAGUGGAGGUGACCAGCAAGAGCGCGACAGGCUCCCGCGCUCUGGUUGUCCUGGACGCCGAGCUGCCGCGACAUCAUUUCAGCCAGUUCUUUGGUUCUUUGGAAAAGGACUUGGACUUGCAGCUCACGUUCAGACAGCCCAAAGACGAGAAGCCAGCCUUGACCGAGUAUGGGGAGAACAAUUUCGAUCACUUGCUUUUGCUCGCUCCCUCAGCCAAGUCCCUCUCGGCCGACCUCUCGCCGCAAGCACUAGUCUCCUACCUGAAGGCUGGAGGGAACAUUCUCUUUGGUUUGUCACCUCAUCUUGCCGAGAGCUAUCGAGACCUGGCAAGAGAGUUCAGCAUAGAGUUCGAGCCUCGUGGGUCAAGAGUGGUGGACCAUUUCAGCUCCCUCAGAGGCGCGGAAAACGACACGUCGCUGCUUUUGGACAGCGCUUCAACCGCGGCAGUCGCAGACAUUGCCAGCAUCUUCUCGUCGGCGAGACCAGGCGUUCUGCAGGUGCCGAAUGCGAUCGCUCACCGGCUCGGCUCCAAUCCGCUCGCGUUUCCACUCAUCCGGCCUGCUACCACCAGCUAUUCGCGCGAUCCCAGCGCCGACGCAAGUGGGGCCGUUCUCGCAGGAUCCGCAGAAGACGCUGCCAUCGUCUCUGCCUUUCAGCUUCGCGAGAGCAGCUCUAGAGCGGUGUGGUCGGGCUCUGUGGACAUUUUCAGCGAUGCAUCGUGGAAGGACGGGAGCCGCAGAAGCAGCCGAGAUGGCACCAUCGACACGAAGCAGACCAUCAACAAAGAAGUGGCCCUUUCGAUUAUGUCUUGGGUGACUCAGACGACGGGGGUAGUCAAAGUAGCUGGUACGUCGCACUCCAGAGUGAGAAGUGGACCCGAGGAUUUGCGCGAAGACUACGAGGAGACCAUUGGUGAGGAUGGCAAGGAAGUACAGAGAAUGUACAGGGUAAAGGAUCAUGUUACAUUCAACAUUGACCUGGUAGAGUACAGGAGCGGCCAGGGGUGGUCACCAGCAUCGAAACACCUUGAUCUGCAAGUGUCUCUCGUUAUGCUUGAUCCCUUCAUCACGACUACGCUGCGAGCACUGGAUGCACCGGUAAGCAUCGCUCCAUCUUCCAAGCUCGCCUACUUGAGCAAAUCUCAACAAACAACGACACCAGCAUCCACGCGGUACACUGCCACGUUCCAACUGCCCGACCGGCAUGGAGUCUUCACCUUCAAGGUGGACUGGGCAAGGCAUGGCUGGAGCUAUAUCGCCACGCGGGAUACCGCGCCCGUCCGACCAUUCAAUUCUGACGAGCAUCCGCGGGGAUUGAGUGCUGCUUGGCCUUACGUCACUGGCGGCUUCUCGACUCUUGCUGCCUUCACUCUGUUUGUCAUCUUGUGGGUCACGUCCGUGGAGAAGGCAGGCAGCCGGAAGAGCAGGAGCGGUAGCAAGGAGGAAUGAGUUUCUGAUCAUGUUCAAUCAAUAGCAGCUCGCGCGCCCACGCAGGCUUAGAAGCGCGCAGCACCAAACCGAACAAUUUUGAACCUAAAACAUUCCCACGAGCGCCUUGGUGCAUCAUGAACGACAGUUGCUGAGCGUACGAACCGAUCUGGCAGGGAUGACCCUCCCACCUCGCUUCUUAAGCGGAUCCGACUCUGCCGAGCGGACGUCUGUCUUUAGACCUCGCGCGCGGGGCCGUAAAAGCACGCGCUGCUUUGCUGGAGCAGGGUUUGCUUGUUCGUCGGGCACACUUCAUCACUGUUUUGAGCGCAAAGGUAGUGUAGUCAGGAGUGAAAGACUUCGUGACUACACCCGAGUCUCCCCUCACCUCUCGGGCUUUCGGACACAGCGCAAACCCUUCUGAAGUCGAUUUAUUUG
Ceraceosorus guamensis is the source of this 2098-nucleotide messenger RNA. RefSeq names its product Dolichyl-diphosphooligosaccharide-protein glycosyltransferase 48kDa subunit. NCBI's taxonomy places the organism in Eukaryota, Fungi, Basidiomycota, Exobasidiomycetes, Ceraceosorales, Ceraceosoraceae. Gene Ontology annotation, cellular component: oligosaccharyltransferase complex; endoplasmic reticulum membrane. The record is from RefSeq and is a predicted model, not a curated record. The transcript is spliced from 2 exons. Bases 176 to 1681 code for a protein of 501 amino acids.